UCCAGACCCUCGUGACCUUCGUCAGGAAUACGCCGUAUAGACAAUGGGUGGAUGGAUACCCAAUUAUACACUUGCUUCGCCGUCGUGGCGUCACGCCACUUCCGGUCUCCACCCGUGGGCAGCCAUGAUGCAGGAAGGGCUGGACGACGGACCCGACUUCCUCUCCGAGGAGGACCGGGGACCACGGGCAGUAAACGUGGACCUACAGACGGACGCUACACUGCAGGUCGACAUCUCUGAUGCCUUGAGUGAGAGAGACAAGGUCAAGUUCACUGUGCACACCAAGAGCACGCUCCCCAACUUUAAGCAGAACGAGUUCUCUGUGGUUCGACAGCAUGAAGAGUUCAUCUGGCUGCAUGAUUCGUUUGUGGAAAAUGAAGACUACGCAGGAUACAUUAUCCCCCCCGCUCCUCCCAGACCAGACUUUGAUGCAUCCAGAGAGAAGCUGCAGAAGCUGGGGGAGGGGGAAGGGUCCAUGACCAAGGAGGAGUUCACCAAGAUGAAGCAGGAGCUGGAGGCAGAGUACCUGGCCAUCUUUAAGAAGACUGUUGCCAUGCAUGAGGUCUUCCUGUGUCGCGUGGCGGCUCAUCCUGUCCUCAGGAAAGACCUUAACUUCCACGUCUUCUUGGAGUACAACCAGGAUCUGAGUGUACGAGGGAAGAACAAGAAGGAGAAACUGGAGGAUUUCUUUAAGAACGUGGUGAAGUCUGCUGACGGCGUCCUGGUAGCUGGAGUCAAGGAUGUGGAUGAUUUCUUUGAGCACGAGAAGACUUUCCUGUUAGAGUAUCACAACAGAGUGAAAGACGCCUCGGCCAAAUCCGACAGGAUGAUCCGCUCACACAAAAACGCUGCAGAUGACAUCAACAGAAUCGCCUCGUCUCUCUACACGUUAGGAACGCAGGACUCCACAGACCUGUGCAAGUUCUUCCUGAAAGUGUCGGAGCUGUUUGAGAAAACGAGGAAAAUCGAAGCUCGAGUUGCAGCAGAUGAAGACCUGAAGCUGGCCGACCUCCUGAAAUACUACCUGAGAGAAUCGCAGGCUGCAAAGGACCUGCUGUACCGGAGGAGCCGGGCUCUGGUGGACUACGAGAAUGCUAACAAGGCUCUGGAUAAAGCUCGAGCCAAAAACCGGGAUGUCCUGCAGGCUGAGACCAGCCAGCAGCUCUGCUGCCACAAGUUCGAGAAGAUCUCUGAGUCUGCCAAGCAAGAGCUCAUAGACUUCAAGACAAGACGAGUGGCAGCGUUCAGGAAAAACCUGGUGGAGCUGGCGGAGCUGGAGCUCAAACAUGCCAAGGGGAACCUCCAGCUGCUGCAGAGCUGUCUGGGUGUCCUCAAGGGUAACACUUAACUGUACUACCCUGCCCACACUGAGCUGGACACGCCCCUCUCCACAACCCCGCUCAUUUCAACUGGACACGCCCCUUGCAUGGGCGGAGCCUGAGCAAACGGAUGAACAACACUGUGGACCAGCAGAGAGAGAGAGAGCAGAGGGUUAGCUGACAGGAAGUCAUCACUAACCAGACACCAUCCUCAUCGUCUUCAUCCUCAUCCUCUCCCUCUCUUUCCAGCAGCACCUGGUGGCAGACCUGCAGCACCUGUACUGGUUCUGCAUGUCCUGCACUGGACCUGCAGCACCUGUACUGGUUCUGUUGGGCCAGCAGCACCAGUAAGGUGGAUUUCUUCAGAGUGAUGUUCAUAUGAAACCCUUCACAUCAUCACAUGACAUUUUACAGGAGACAAAGUGUCUCCUGAUUAGUUUUUCUUCACAUUGCUUUUUUUUUUACUUUACCUGUCAGAGGGUCCGACAGAACCAGGCAUGAUCUCUACAGUCUGGCUCCAGUCUGAUUCUGGUGUAACUGGGCCUGGGGAUCAUUUGAAGUGAUACCAACCUGAGCUUCAGGUCUGUUUCCAUUAACUUAUUUAGCUUCUGUUUUCUCGGAACAGUACGAGAACUUUGUCAGGAACUAUCUGAUCAUAGAAGAAGAAAACAACAUCCUGAAUCAUUCCAGACGUAACUUGAAAGAAACCAGAAGCUAAAGUGGAAACAUGCAUAUGAACAUCACUCAGAGGAGACUGGCCUGUUCACAGUCUGUUGUUUCUGCAGGAACUGGUUCCAGUUGGUUGUCUGGUCUCCAUCUCACCAAGUCAUUUUUGUCUUUAACUGAGUCAUAAAAGUUUAAUUUUCUGCAAAUAUGUGAAACAAUCUGAGUUUUCUCAAUUAUGAGAAUGUCAUGGUUCAUGUUGACAGAGAUCUUGAGUUUUCUCAGUCAUUAUUUUUGUUAAUUAUGAGAUAUCAAAGUCAUAAAAUAUUUUGUGUUGAAUGCGGUGCACUAAAAUCUAUUUGCAUGAAGAAUUUUUCAGGAUCAGUGGUUUUGUUUUUUUGUUUUUUCCUGCGGUGACCUGUCCUGUUACAAAAUAAUUCCCAGAGCCCGACUGACAGUGAAAGUUCUUGUUAUGACUGAAAACACUCAGUCGCUGUUACAUGAUCUUCAUCGCCACACGGACUUUGUCCAUUUGUCAUGGAGGUGUAGAUGCUCAUUCUUUGCUGAGGCACUUUUAGGAGGAAAUUAUUCAAACUUUAUGAAAAAAAAUUUUUUGAAACCAGUUGAUUGAUUGAAGAGAUUCUUUCAAAAUAAGACUCAAGAACAGACAAACACGACUUGAUAACAUGCAGCUGGAUUUGGUCUGUCCGUCAUUUCUGUUGCUGCUUCAGCUGUUGUGUCAAUGUCCUCAACUAAUUAUGUUCUCUGUCGUCUUAUUUUGGCGGUGUGCAUGUGUCGGGGGGCAUUUUAUUGUGUCGAUGAACUUCCUGUGCUGCUGCUGUGUGACAGCGUUUUAAGUCCAGCUCUCGGUCCCCGUUCGUA
This is a messenger RNA of Monopterus albus (swamp eel), 2864 nucleotides long. It is a transcript of the gene snx6, whose product is annotated as sorting nexin 6. Gene Ontology annotation, biological process: intracellular protein transport; retrograde transport, endosome to Golgi. The transcript is spliced from 15 exons. The record is from RefSeq and is a predicted model, not a curated record. Gene Ontology annotation, cellular component: endosome. The coding region runs from base 44 to 1348 and encodes 434 amino acids. Lineage: Eukaryota; Metazoa; Chordata; Actinopteri; Synbranchiformes; Synbranchidae. Gene Ontology annotation, molecular function: phosphatidylinositol binding.